Messenger RNA from Exophiala xenobiotica, 2034 nucleotides. RefSeq lists its product as uncharacterized. Gene Ontology annotation, biological process: regulation of DNA-templated transcription. Gene Ontology annotation, molecular function: DNA-binding transcription factor activity, RNA polymerase II-specific; zinc ion binding. The record is from RefSeq and is a predicted model, not a curated record. Lineage: Eukaryota; Fungi; Ascomycota; Eurotiomycetes; Chaetothyriales; Herpotrichiellaceae. The coding region runs from base 181 to 951 and encodes 256 amino acids. The transcript is spliced from 3 exons.
CGUAAACUAACUAGUAGUAGCCGGUAGCCGAUCUUUGAUGCAUCUGGCUCACGACUACCUAUUAAUGCUGAGAUGUAGAGCCCAUGGUCGGCUCAUCAAUCUUGACUCCGUUGCUCAAACCUGCUUUGACUUUGCGUAACAAAAGCAAAAGAAAGCCAGGCGUCAUACAACUUGCCCAGCAUGCUCGCAGCAGACAACAACUACCAAAAACUCGACGCCCUGAACGAGUUGAAACGGGUACUACCUAGAAAUGCGGGAAUCUCAUCUUGCCGCAAACCCGGACGGCAGGAAAGGAAUCGUAUCUCGCGGGCGUGCGAUUUUUGCAGAAUUAAAAAGGCCAAGUGCGAUGGUGGAGAACCCUGCGGGAAGUGCUCGAGAAGCCAAACUUGUUGCACUUACAAGUAUGUGCGGAAAUCCUCGGGCUCUCAGACCGCGGCAGCAUAUGCGGAGCAAUUGGCACGCCAACAGUCGAUCCUGGUCGAGUGUGUUCAUAUCCUGCAUCGCCGACUGCAAGCGGAACAGGACCCUGAAGACUCGAACGUGAGCUCUCCAGAAAGCGACAUGUCUGUAAAGGAUAUUGUGGAGUCUCUCGGUUUAGCCCCUGUCGACAUUGUUGAGCCUCGCGUGGAACUUCGCACGCACAAACCACCGCCUAAAAUUGCAAACUCGCCAACGGAUGAUGGAUCGUCGGCAAGCGCAAGACAUAGUCAUGUUGAGACUACCCAGUCUUCAUCCACCAGAGAAGAGUCUCAAUUCAUGGAUGGCAUCGAUUUCGAGGAAUUUGAUCAUCUCGACAGCUCAAGUCCAUCUUGCAAUACAUCUCCGGAUCCACUGAAUGACUGGAAUUUUGAAGAACCUUACGACCCAAUGCGGUUCCCUUCUGACUAUUCCGUCAUGUGCGAUGGCCAACCUUCCUGGAGCUAUCCAUGGUUUCAAGGAGAGGUUUUUUGACGCUUAGCCCAUAGGUGGCGUUUCUUUGUGGCAUCUCAGGAGGAUACAGCCGGGGGCCAGUGAAGACAAGCGGAGCAAUGUUUUGAACGAAGGCAGCAUGAUAAAGGUGUCCUGUUUGGGGCCCAGGUUGAUGUACAUCAAUCGUUAUGAGCCGGAUGUCCGUCAGGAACAUUUGGCGCUUCCGGCCAUUCCAUCAUCACUGCCGCGCGGACUCCUGCGUUGCAAUAGUAGGGAGGCUGGCGUUCGACGGUUGAAUCAUGUUUCAUGCCUUACUAGAUGAUGUGUUCCAGUGUGCUUCUGGGUAUAGGCGCAUAAUCGCAGCGUUGGGAGAUCCGAUGAUCGUGAUAGCAGAAGUAUCAUACAUAUUUUUGACCAGCCUGCUUGUUGAACCAUACGGCAUCAUAGAACAAUGUCUUUCGAGGUUCGUCCUUUCCCAGGGAAUGGCCGUGCGGAGGUCAGGGAAGACGUACAAGCUCCAAGGAACGUGCUUCGGAAACAGCCGCGUGGUAGUGGCGACCCUCCAAGACGGUUCAACAUCGCUCGGAGGACCAACAGAGAUUUGAAGAGCUCGCCUAAGACCGUCGAUAGAGACCUUGAGCUUGCAUAGACUGGGUUCCCCAGAGUAUGUCCCCUAGGAGGGAGAAUGGGCUGAUGCCAUGAGGAGACUUCGCGGGCGUCAUUGUCGGAGAGUUGAAUGUAGAUGCGUCAUAAGACCGUGACCCAUCUCUGCUCCCUUGCAUGGAAACAUGACCAGACCAUUGAGGAUUAUCGACUUCCAUCGCAUCAGAAGAGUGCAGGAAUCUACGUAGGGCUGCAAUGGCCCUCGCGAUAGGAGCUGGCACCUCGGACGGAACAGUGUCGGAGUUGAGAUUCGUCAUGACCGUCAAAAGGUCCUGUAGAAGAGUGUGGACACGUUGGUUCUUCUCGUGCUCCUUUAUGAUGCCCAAAAGGAGGGCGGAGCUUAAGGCCCUCUGCGUCGCAAUCCAGGACGUUCUCGUAGUUGAGGACACAUUUUGGAGGCCUAAAUAAGCGUGUACGGUACUGGCCAGGCUGUCGACGCAUGCAUCUCGGAGAUGACCCAAU